AGAGACUCUGAAAGACCGAAAAAUUAUCAACAACGAUACCAGUGCUCUAGCGAUCCACACAAACACCCAUAAAAAAUGGAAAGCAGCUCCUCAGAGAUGGGAUGGCACGAUCUGUCCUGUGACAGAUGGACAGAAUCUCAUGUGAGCUCCUGGUUGAGAUUCAUUGGAAUAAAAAAGAAGUACAUAAUAAAACUGGAGGAGGAGGAGGUGACAGGACCAGUUCUCACAACUCUACAGAGGAAAUAUCUCAGUACUACAAUUGGAAUGAAAAGUGGCCAGAUUGAACACCUGCUGACGAAAAGAGAUGAUCUUUUUAAGUCAGAACCGAACAAAAUGGAUACAGGAAGAGAUUUAAGUGCUAAAAGUAGAGAUGACAUAAAAGAAAAUGUGUUAUGUCUAGGACAGGAACCCAACCCUCCUUCACAAAAACCUUGUGACAUAGCAGAAAGGGAUAAUAUUCCCAUGGAGUGCAAUGACAACUCAACUUCUACAGAAGUAUCUUCAUCUUUCUGUGACUAUCAGAACUUUGACCAGCAUGAAAAAAACUAUAGAUAUGUCAAACACAAUGUGCUGCCUCCAGAGACAGGAAUUGAAAACAUGAUUGUUCCAUGUCAUGAAUAUAAGUCGCUGGAGAUUGCGCACAAGCUAGACUCAAAAAGGCUACAAACGAAAGUAGCAUGUGAGGUGUUAAGAUUUGCUUGUGCUUGCAUGAAUAUGCGAACCAAUGGGACAAUUCAUUUUGGGGUUAUGGAUAAAGUAAGAGGCAAACAUCAGCAUGGUGAAAUUAUAGGAGUACCUGUCAGGAGUCAAGAAGACUUUGUCAACGCGCUAGACUACAUUGAAAAAUGCUUCAAAGGAUCAAAGCAACAAUGCGAUGCUAGAAGUUGCAUAAGGAACCCCCGAUUCAUUGAGGUCUUUGACAAGGAAACUACUGAGAAAACAUGGGUCAUUGAAUAUGAUGUUGUCCCAAAAGCAAGCAUUGUAAAAAAUAAGCUGUACUUUGUUUGUGUCCCAAAAUUCUCUGAGAAGGACAAAAAAGUCAAAUGUGAGGAGAAAGUUCCUUAUAACAGAGUAGGAGCUAGUACACCACGCAUACCUGAUGAUGACCUUGUUCCAUUCAUUCAACGACUGAGAGAGAAAGACCAACAGAGAGAAGAGGCAGAAUCUUCAAGCAGUCAAAUGGCUGUUGACUGUAGAGAGGAUCAAAAGAGCAAAUUCUCUAUCCUCUUAACAUGUGGCACAACUCUCUGUUUUACAUAAUAGUGACCAACAAAUUUCAACCCGAGCAUCUCGACAGUACAAGCUUCUUGUUUCAUAUGAAUCUAUUCUGUGUGUUUGAUUUUGACACUGACCCAAAGACAUCUGGUCUUUGUAGUAGAUCUAAAGGGCAGGUUGCCUAAAC
Molecule: messenger RNA, 1402 nt
Organism: Micropterus salmoides (largemouth bass)
Lineage: Eukaryota; Metazoa; Chordata; Actinopteri; Centrarchiformes; Centrarchidae
Product: sterile alpha motif domain-containing protein 9-like
Exons: 2
Coding region: 76-1260 (394 amino acids)
Cellular component (GO): cytoplasm
Molecular function (GO): protein binding
Source: RefSeq, a predicted model, not a curated record